Molecule: messenger RNA, 1912 nt
Organism: Trichobilharzia szidati
Lineage: Eukaryota; Metazoa; Platyhelminthes; Trematoda; Strigeidida; Schistosomatidae
Source: the annotation of a GenBank genome assembly
CAAAAUGGCAGAACUUUCAGUCACACCGCAGUCUAUAAAUGAAGCGUCUAUAAUCAUUGAUGAAUCAAAAGCAACGGCUCUAAGUGGUUCACUAAAUAAGACGCAGUCAACUUUCCCGUUGUCUACUGAACUGUCUGCUUAUCCAACAACUACACAAAUGAGAGAACGAUUUGAAAAGCGUUCAUCGGAUGGUAGAAUUAUGCGUCGUAUCAUAGCUGAAGAUCCUAAUUAUAAUUUAACAACAGUACCAUCACUAGUCGACUUAUGCUUAAAACACUGUUCAGAAAAUUUUGAAUUUAAUCCAACGUCAAUAAAAUAUUUAAAUGAGAAACAAAAAAAUCGUGUGUUAGACUCCCUUUCAACUAAUUUACCACUAAAGGUAACAUCAUACAUUAUCAAUGAAGACAAAUAUUGGAAGAAAUGUUGUCAUGCUAAAUGGUCCAUUGUUGAUAUAUCACAUUAUGGUGGAUCUUGGAAACGUGCAUAUUUUGAACGUUUAUUAGAAGAGAUAAUUGAAAAUUUUAUACCAGGUACAACUUAUGCUCCACGUUUACAUGAAUAUGUCACUUAUGCUGCACCGUAUGUUUAUGCCUUAUGCAUUAAACAAUUAUUACCACCAUUAAAACAGAAGAAAAAAGAAAAGAAUUCAGAUGGCGAUUCAGGCACAGAAAGUGAAUCAGACAAUGCCACUGCACUACAACAAACUGAUCAUCUAGAUUUAACGCCAGUGCUGAAAACAUUGACAAAUCUACAAGAAUUAAGCUUAACUUAUUCAGUAAAAGAUUGUGGAAUGAAUUUUGAAUGGUCAUUGUUUCAAUUUACAAUACAUGAUUGUUUAAAUUUAUCUAAAGCUGUACAACAACAUUCAAAUUUGAAAGUGCUUAGUUUAACAAAUAGUCAUGUCAAUUCUGAACAAUGUCGUACUCUAGCUACACAUUUACAACAUCAUCCAACACUGGAGUGCUUAGACUUAUCGCAUAACUUUAUUGGUUAUCGUGGUACUCGUGCAUUGAGUAAACUGGUAGCUGGCAAGAGUCGUAUUAAUUCUUUGAAUUUAACUAAUAAUCGUUUGAAGUCGAAUAGUGGAUUGGCUUUAGCCUAUGCCCUGGCCAGACCAGAAUGUCUAUUGAUUAAAUUAAAUUUACGAUUAAAUCGGAUACAAGAUGAAGGAGGAGUGGCUUUGGCAAAAGCUUUAAUUCAUAAUUCAAUUUUGAAAGAGUUAAAUUUAGCUGUGAAUGAUUUACAGGAAAAUACCGCUGGUUAUUUUGCGCAUGUUCUUUCACACAACAGUACACUGACUCAUUUGGAUUUAUCGAAUAAUCAAAUAGGUGUGAUUGGAAGUAGAAAACUACAAGAUGGAAUGGAUAGAAAUUUAACUUUAAUUCACUUAGAUUUACGCUUUACUGGAAGUUGUCAAGAGGCUGAAUAUGCAAUUAGUCAAAGAAUUGAAGUCAAUCAAAGCAAGUUUCGAAAACUGGCCAAUGAAAUCCCAGAACUGGAUCCGUAUGCAUCAGGUGAAGUGACAAGUGUAGCAAGACAACAGUUACAUCCCACAGAAUAUUCCAAUGAAGCAACACUAAGAGCACUGAAAAUAUAAUAGCAAUCAAGUUCUAAGAAAUUUGACAACAGUAUAUUAGAAUGUCUAUCAAUAAUCAAUACUACGAAUACUACUACUUCAAUCAAUAUUACUGAUUCAUUUCUCUGAUGAAAGAAACUGAAUAAAGUGUGUUGUUGAAGAGUUAAAUUUUGUAAGAAUAGCUAACCAAAUUUUCAUGCAGAAACUUAAUUUCAUUUCGACCUAUUUAUCCUCUAGUACUCCAAAAACUAAAAGACAUGCUUGUUGUCAGUCAGCUGAUUCAGUGGAAGAUAAAUGUCAUCGCGAAUAGUGUGUUGUAAACAGAGCCAGACGCUG